UGUUCGUGCUCGAACUGCUCUGUCAGCCUUGUUACAAAAGUGCAGGAGUGCAUUUGCUGCAAAGAGAUCGAUCGCUGCGAAGAGGUCAUAGAAGAAGCCAUUGGAGACCUGACCGUAUGCAUAACCCUCCAUUCAGGGUUUGAACGCGUCUGCUUAAACCGCCACGUAUUAGAAGUGGCUGCACUGGGCCUAAAAACGCGAGCUGGAAAGUCGUACACAACUGCUCGUGGGCAAAGGAACAAAAGUGAUGAUGAGUAAGUUGGGGUAUUGUUGACUUUGUAUCGGAACGAUCGAACCUUACAUAGUAUUGAAUAAUUGAUACAUCUAAGCUUAUCGCCGUGGACUGAUCUCAUAGAAUCACAUUUUUUAUUUUCUAAAUGGCUUUAUUGCCCCAACUGCUUAUUUUUAAAAGGAGUAUUUAUUUAUCUCCAUCCAAUCCCUCCUUGAAUUAACAGUGAUCUCAUUUCUCUAACUAGAUUCCUGAGGUCUGUGGCCUAUCGCCAAUUUACAAGACUGCUGUGGAGUUAUAUUGGUAGUUCUAGGCGAUACCCCUUGCCCUGUUGUGCCUACAAUAAAAUCAGGAAACAAUUUCCGAGUCAAAAUGGCCAUUAUCGUGGAUUCGAAGAUGAAGAAAAUGAAUAA
Molecule: messenger RNA, 642 nt
Organism: Porites lobata
Lineage: Eukaryota; Metazoa; Cnidaria; Anthozoa; Scleractinia; Poritidae
Source: the annotation of a GenBank genome assembly